AGAACCUUAGGACAUCUUCUCCUUGUCUUCUGUUCCAACUACCUCUUCUGUCUAUCCCGAGCUUACACAUCUACACCUGAGUCUUUGACCAUCAAGAAGACAAGAUGUACACAUCCAUCGCCCUUUUCGCCGCCUCAGCCGGCCUCGCCACAGCAGCCACAUCCUACAAAGCCUCCUUCACCCAAUACGGCUCAACAGACACCUGGGGCUCCGGAAACUGCAACGUCGCAACCACAGCCUGCGGUUUCUACACCUCUCCCGGUUACUCAGCCGCAGUAUCCCAGAACGAAUUCGGCGUAGGCACCGGCGCCGGCGCCGGCCCAGCAUGCGGAACCUGCUGGAAGUUAACCGCAUCCACCGACUCCUCUGGCAACAGCUUAUCCUUCGGCGCUCCUAUCGUAGUGCAAGUUACCAAUCUCUGUCCUGCGGAGAGCAACCCUCUAUGCGCUCAGAAUGGAUUGACUGGAACAAACCAAUACGGCGCCAAUUUGAACUUUGACUUGUGUAUCGAUAGCGGGGCUAGUGCGGCACUGUUUGGUAGCACUGGUGUUGGGUUGGCGGUGGGAAGUGCUGAGCAGGUUGACUGUUCGAGUUGGAGUGGAAAAGUUGUUUCGUAGAGAUAGCUCGUGAGAUCAGACUUGCUGGCCAAGUGGCGAUACAAGAAUGCU
Molecule: messenger RNA, 668 nt
Organism: Aureobasidium pullulans EXF-150
Lineage: Eukaryota; Fungi; Ascomycota; Dothideomycetes; Dothideales; Saccotheciaceae
Exons: 2
Coding region: 105-617 (170 amino acids)
Source: RefSeq, a predicted model, not a curated record